Molecule: messenger RNA, 828 nt
Organism: Rhinocladiella mackenziei CBS 650.93
Lineage: Eukaryota; Fungi; Ascomycota; Eurotiomycetes; Chaetothyriales; Herpotrichiellaceae
Exons: 1
Coding region: 1-828 (275 amino acids)
Source: RefSeq, a predicted model, not a curated record
AUGAUAAUUCAAGGCCGAUGUUUUGCCGACGGGGGAUAUGGCGAAACCAACAAUCCCUCGUGGGAGGCCCAACUUCAUUUCCAAAAGAACCAUACUCUCUCAGUGGAGCAACAGCUAGUUAUGAUCAACAUCGGAACGGGUACAUUGCCCGAAGGCUUUGAUGAGGCGGGAUUGCCGCAACGACCAUGGUGGACUCAUCUCUUGCCCAACGGCCUGGUCGAGGCUCUUGGUCUCCUCUCUGAUCUCGUGAAGAUGGCGACUGAGUGGGAACAACGGGCGAAAGACUUGUACUAUAUAUCAGACAGGUUCCCUGAUCAGCUCUUCUUUCAUCGAUUCAGCGCCGACACUGGUAUUCACGACAUCAAACUGGACGAUUGGCAAGCAGUUACAGAUGCUGACGGUCCGAAUGAGAUUGAAGUCAAGACCACAACUUACCUUCGGGGCUCUAAAGUCCGGACUCGACUGCAAGCGGCCGCGGAAAAGCUAGCCGAUGUGUAUGUUGCACGAAACAGUCCAGCCGAAAUUGUUUCACCCAGUACUGUGCAAAAUGAAACUAGGAUUGAUCUCUCUAUCCCACUUGAAGGCUCCGAUGCCGAAGCGGGACCAGUGUUCGUUGGAAGGGGUUCUGAAUUCCUCAGCAUACCGUUAGCAGGAGAAAGACUUCCAAGUCUUGGUUCCAGCUCAGAUGCCACCCAAUCACCUGGAUCAUCUCCUCCCGCCACACCAGAUCCAAGUCGGAGGACGAUGUUACCACCAUUAAUCACUGACCUUGUAUCAAUGUGUGUUUUGAGUCCUCAGAGUGGUCCAGUCUUGUUUGUGGGUACUUGA